UCUCCAUAAAUCGUGAAUAAACUUUUUGUGGCAUACAACAAACACUCUAACAUCGCCUUAAAUUUGAGUAAAGUAGUUAUGUGAAGUGGUGCCAGUGGUUGGCUGGGCCUUUGCUGCACGCACUGACGCGUCUGACACUCCCCUGCGCUGAAGGAUAGCAGUCACAUUCACACACACAUACCCAUCAACUACACAAGACACGUCACAAACUAAAAAUUUUCGCUUUCUGCCCUACCGGAUUCAGGCGUGUGAUGUCAGAAAAAUUGCGCGCGUUGAGUUUAACAAGCGGAAAUGUACAUGGACAGACAAAAGCAGUAACAGCAAGCAGAUCGGGCAAAGCAACAGCAACAGAGUUACAGAAUAUGGCAAACAGUCACACCAGCAUUAACACCACCACCAACACAGUGCCACAUAUUGGCGCACCCACUUUGAUAUCGACUACAUUGCAGCAAUUACCGCCACCGACGACACCCACAACACCCACCCCACAGUCUUUAGGUGGUGGCGGCAAUGAUGCGGAUGCAGCCAAUUCUCAUACAACAACUAAUGCUGUAAUGCUAGCGUCUGGCUUUGCUGGCAGUGAUACCGAGUCCACGUCGGACUACAAUGUUGGAGCUGCUGGCACAGGAGCUGUAGGCGCUGGUGUACAAUUAAACUUUCAUCUGUUGCCAGAUGGAGGCGCCGUCGGCACUGCUGGCGAUGGUAAUUCAAUAAUGAACUCAUCACAAAUAUCUGCCAACUCCAAUGAGUCGAUGCAGCUGUCGAGCAGUCCUGGUGGUGGCGGCGGCAGUGCUAGUGGAAUGGCAGUGGCGAGCAUUCCUGGAAAGUCUGUCGGUGGCAAGCAUUUGACCGCACACAGUGUGGCAGGGAAAUCCUGUCGCUUUCCUAAGCUAGAAGAAUGCGCACACUUUCACUAUGAGCGCGUACAGCUGGGCGCAUUUUCGGUGCGCCUGGUCGACGAUAAAUCCGAACUACUCAAUAGCAGCAUAGCAUCACAAUCGAUUGGUGGCGAUAUUGCCGGCAGUCAACUGGGGCAGGCGCUCAGCAGCAGUGGCACCGGCCCGUCAUCCUAUCGUUCCUUCUCGCCAGCGAAUUGUUGGUUCAUUAUUAAAGUUUUUCCUCACAGCUGUGAUCCGUUUCUAGUAAAACGUUCCUUUGACAACAUGCAAAUGUUAGACGAAAUGUUGCAUCGCUGCGUUUAUGAUCGUAAAAUAAGCGGCCUAAAGAAUUUGGAAGAAAUGGAUUUCAAGAGCGAAGAAGAUGUGGAAUAUGCGGUAGCUAAAUACUUGGAGCGCUUCUCAAAGAUCGCUUCAGAUUCGCUGACAUGCGGCACUAUCCUCACUUGGCUGCAAUUGGACAAUAAGGGUCGACGAUUGCCACUAGCCGAUGGCGAUACUAUGCGCACGAUCAACACACCCGCUGUAGGCGCAGCCUAUGGUGUACGUCGCUAUCAGGCACAAGCUUCCGAUGAGAUUUCAAUUGAAGUAGGCGAUAUGAUUUCCGUUAUUGAUAUGCCCAGUCCGGCUGAGUCGAUCUGGUGGCGCGGUAAGAAGUCUCAUUUGCAAAAAUCGCAGUACGAGGUCGGUUUCUUUCCGCAAUCAUGUGUGGCCACGAUCGGUGAUAAGGUGCCACGGCAUUUUCCUUUGCCCGCUCCAUUGGUGGGUCAGUUGGAUGUCUCGCCAACGAAGCCAGUAUUGCGUAAACACGGCAAGCUCAUCGCUUUCUUUCGUUCGUUCAUACUGUCACGCCCAUCACGACGUCGUCUCAAGCAGAGCGGCAUCUAUCGUGAACGUGUCUUUUCGUGUGAUCUGUCGGAGCAUUUGCUUAACAGUGGACAAGAGAUACCGAUGGUUCUGAAGUGUUGCGCGGAAUUCAUUGAAGAAUAUGGCAUUGUUGAUGGCAUCUAUCGACUUUCGGGCAUUACAUCGAACAUACAAAAACUGCGAAGAGCCUUCGACGAAGAACGUAUACCAGAUUUGGGUAAUCCAGAGAUGAAACAAGACAUACACGCAGUUAGUUCUUUGCUGAAAAUGUACUUCCGCGAAUUGCCGAAUCCUUUGUGUACAUACCAGUUGUAUGAUAACUUUGUCGAGGCUAUACAAGAGAAAAGCGAGUCGAAUGAACGGCUGCGUCUGAUGAAGGAAACGGUGCUGAAAUUGCCACCACCGCAUUAUCGCACUCUCAAAUAUUUGGCUGAGCAUCUGAAUCGAAUCUCGCAGCAUUCUGCACGCACCAGCAUGACUGACAAGAAUCUUGCGAUUGUCUGGGCCCCAAAUUUACUACGCUCUCCAGCACUGGAGUCUGGCGGAGUGGCCGCUCUGCGCGGUGUAGGCGUACAAGCCGUUGUCACUGAGUACCUGAUACGCAAUUGUCACAAUAUUUUCGACGCCUUCGAUGACAUGAAUGUGCGAUUGAGUUACAUCGCGACAGCAGGCGCCACACCGGCCAACGAGACGCGUCUGGAUUCUUUAACAGAUUGUGAGAGUUUGCUGGUUGAACAACGAGAACACGAUCAAUCGCUCACCUAUAUGGAGCGUCCAAAAAGCCUUAGCACAGGCGGACCGAAACUAAUAAGUUUGGAAGAAGCACAGGAACGCCACUCACGCAUCGAUGGACUCGAUAUGAAGACUUCGAUGCCAAUUAAUAUGGUGGCCAGCAAUGCGGCCAAUAUUGGUUCAUAUAUUGAGGUUGGUGGUGGGCCCUCCAGCCUGCCCGACAAAUACCACACAGUGUUAUCGGUGCCACGUAGCUGGCAAAAACGGAAAACGCACUCAUGGAAAUCGCUUUUCACACGCAAUCAGCGACCGAUAAGUAAUGGCGGGCAUGAUAUGAAGACUGGUGUCGCUGUGGGUGCAGUAGGCGUCAGUGAUACGCCGCCAGCGCGUCAUAAAGAUGGUAGCCACACACAGGUCACCUUUGCUGAGGCGGAUUUAAUCAUUACGAACGCUGUUAAGGUUGGCAAAGCAUUGCACAAACAGGAAAAAAUGAAAUCGAUUGAGCUAUUUGAGACUAGCAGUCGACGGGACGAAGUGUCUGGCAAGCCAAUGGAAGUAUGUGUGCGCUCGAACUCCAUCGACAGCCUGCGAACUGCUGGCCACUCGCGCUCAGUCUCGCAUGACUCCUAUUUCGAUCUGCUGCAGUCGCCACAACGCGGGCACGUAACCACUUGCCCUUCGCGUGAGCUCUCAGAACUUGGUUUGAACUUCGACCGCGAAGAGCCAGAGAUGCGCAUCUUCUCCGAGAGUGAGUCGCUGGUAAGUUCACCGCGUGUUGGCAAGGAGAAUAUACCACCAUCGUCGGGCGCAGCUUCGCGACGCAUAUUGCGUGCGCGUCCCGAGGAAUUUUCCAGUCAAACGAAUAGCGUGAAUCCGAGUCCCAAAAAGCAACCACGUCUGAAUUUGCAUCUAUCGCCAAGCGCUGCUUCGGCACUCGCGCACAAUUGGGCACAACAAGGCACCGGUGUAGCUGGAGUACCAGCAGGGGUAGGUGUAAUGCUCGAUGCUGCCGGCAACGAGGUGGCCUGUCACGAACAUCACGCUCAUCUCUCCAGCGAUGAGAGCUGUUGCAAACGAUACAAGCUGGAGGAUCAAUUAUCCGAUAUACAAUUCAUUGACUGCGGCACACCCGAGCAUGCCAUAGCCAAUCCACAGACACUGUAUGCUAGCGUUCAAGUGCAUGCGCCACCCAAGUCAGCGUUAUCCAAGAACUCACUGUAUAGUUCAACGGAAAGCACCAAUAAAUUGCAAGAUGCCGUCAGCGCUAAGGCGGCUCAAUUCGAAAAGAAAUAUGGGCUUAGUACCAAAAGCGGUGAUAAGAAAACAUCCGCCGGUGCCGCAGCGGCCGCCGCAGCCGGAGGUAGUAUCAUUAAUACACGAUACAGCUAUCCAACAGUGCAGUUAGGAGCAAAACGUAAGGAUCAGGAUUCAUUUAAAGAACGUUUUAGCUAUCCUGGCUCGGGUAUAAGCAAUGAGCGCCGCUUUUCGUCGAAAGAUGCCGCUGCGCGCAUGCAAUUCGAAGACGAGCUGUACGCCAAACGUGAACUGGAGAGCAUUACACAAGUACCUUAUGGCAGAAACACAAAUUACAACCAUCAUACCCAUGCUCUCAAGAAUCUACCUGAUUUGAUGCGUCCAAAAAAUCGUAACAGCUAUUGCAAUGCUCAUGCCAACGAGGCACUUAAUUCGCUGAUAUUACGCAGCAACUCCAAUGAGAUAACCAAAGAUGCCAAAUCAGAAAUGGAACGUUCAAAAAUUUCGGUUACACCUUCGUCGCCGAUGCAGAGUCCUCGCUACUCACUUUUAGUUGGCGAUACCAGUUCGGAGAAUAGUUCGGCCGUAAAUACACCACAGUAUGAUUUAGAACCACUGAUGGUGACCUCCGCAAUGUCCGGUUUGUCGGCACUAUCUGGAACAUCUUCACACCAUCAGCAACAGCAGCCAUUAUUAUUAGGUGUAGACUCUAGUAGUUGUAUGGGCACCUCGCACGAAAGUCUUGGCAGCUGUAAUCAGUUCACCUCACAUUCUAACAUCACACACGCCUCACAUCCAGAACGGCGUGACAUGCAUGCCCUCAAACGAGAACUCUCACUCGAUUUACAGCCGCUGAGCUCCAAGAUGACCACCGAUAAUGUAGAUGCCGGUGGAAAUGGUGGUGCUGGACAUGCAUCUACGCUACCCUACAAUAGACAGCGAGAACUAGCACAACAACUCAUUCCUUCGCCAAAUAACUCCAAUUUUACAGACAACACUAGUCAGUCGGUGACGCCCAGCGAAUUCGGCUAUCAGAACCUGCAACGCCAGUCCAGUAUGCAUUCGCUUAUCGAAACCGAGGCGGACUCGCCAGCGUAUGAAGAAUAUGAGAAUACACCCAGCAAUAUGACUUCACCUUUAUUAGGCGCACAAAAACCACCUCCAAUAGGCGGCCCAACGAGCCCAAUACGUGCUACAAUCAGCAUCACCUACAACAUGCGCAGUCCACGUGAGGAAUUGCCGACCAAAUCAUUUGCUGUGAUGCGUGAGAAGACAAAGGCCAAGGGACCGUUAUUGGAAACAAGCUUUGAUGAGAACAUAGUGUACGAGCAAGUGAAGUUCUUUCGAAAUUCUGUGACCGAGGUGAAUCAGCUAUUGAGCGAUGAGCGCAAAAGCGGUUUGGCGCUUGAGAGUCUGAAAGAGACCAAUGAAAAUGAGAUGCAAGAUUUCGGCGCUUACGAAAAUAUACCACUUUUGGGUAACAAAAAGAGGGACCGUGGAGAUAUUGAGACGAAAGACUGCGAAGUCGAUAUCCAAAUGGGUGGCGAGUCUAAUAAUUUGGAUAGUUUGGAGGAACCCUCUGAAACUGAAGAGGAGCGUUUACUAUAUGAAAAUGUGGAAAUGCGCAAGCCAAAAAGCAUCUAUGAAAAUAUGUUAGGCGAGCAGUUGAAAAAUGCAGAAGAAAAAGCGAAACAGGAAGUCUCAUCAGACAAGUUGGAGCUGGACAGUUUGGAUAGUGUAAAAACGGAUACGGAUGUUGCGUUGACAACAAAAGCGCUGGGUGAAGAAUUUGCCAGCGCAAACGCGCAAGAGCUUGAGCUCGAGCCGCCACACAGCGCAGGGAUCAUCGAAAACUCAGCACGUAAGUCCCCAUCAAAUUUUAGUGUCAAGGAGCUUGCUACCAAGUUCGAAAGUUCGCCCGUCGAGCAGCUGCCUGCCUUUGACUUCAGCUUUCGCAGUUCGAUUAAGAAACAUACAAGCGCGGUGGCUGAACUGAAAGCUUCGCAAUCGAGCCUCACAUCAAAUGCCGAACAGUCUGCAGCAAAGGAUGCCUCGAACCCGAACAACAAACAAAAACUGACGAAGUCACAGCAAAUAACGCGUUCCUUAGAUGAGAAUGCUUUCGUGCGCGAGUUCGGCUCAAAGCAUCUGCAAGAGUUGAGCACGCGUAGUAGCCAACAGCUACCUGAUUUGGCUGAGGUAUCUAACCGGCGCAAGAGUUUCGAUUUUACGCGCCCGAAAACACUAAAUCCGCCAAAGCGCUUGCCCGGCAUACCAAUAACAGAAGAGAUUUGUUUAUCGAAAAGUGAAAAGGCGACGCCACCAGCUGCGCUCAAGCCGGAAAAGAGUUACAAUCACGCUGCGGCGGACGAAGCGUUAGAAAACGAUUAUGAAACAGCUGAGCUGAAAAUCACGCCAACCACUGAGAAUCGCAUUUCGCUCAUACAAAAUAAUGUGAAUAUGCCAACACAGCAAUCUGUGGGCUCAGCAAACUCAACAUCAUCCGCCAUUAAUGCCAGCGCAAGCGAUCUAAGUAACUCAAAUUUGAAUCUAUCGACCAAUAGCCUCAAAGUGCUAUCAGGUGUCAAACUCGACCGCGAGCGCAUUGACAAAAUUAAAGAGGAACGUCGUCAGCAACUGACACAAAAGUAUCGCGGCGAUACGGCGAACUUCAAGUCGCGCUCCAAAACCGAUCUACACACAUCCUCACACAAGGAUGAUGACAAAUUUAACGCACCUGAAUCGUUGCGAGUAAAAUCGAAAUCACGCGGUGACAUGCGUGCUCUACAACAGGAAAAUGAGAAUGUAAAGGAAUUGCUGGGUCGUGCACGUCUACUCGCUGGUUCGGAGAGCACGUUGCAUGCUCCUCGUGUGCGUAGCAUUUCCGAUGAAAAGAAUCAAAAUGAUUUAAAUACUACACCAUCAACAACAACGGCUGCAGCUGCUACAAAUAAUUGCAAUUCAAACGCAAAUGCCCCCACCAACCUAGUGCCCACAACAAACGAAGUCGCACCUACAACCAAUACGACAACAUCGUCGGCAGUAAAUGUGAAUUUUUCAAAGAAAGCUCCGCCACAGGAGGAGUUUUCAGCGCGUGCUACUGUACAAAAAUUUGAAAGGAAAAGUUUUGAGUUAGCAAAUGGAACGGCGGGGUCGAUAGCAGUAACGGCGGCAGCACGCGAACGUAAUAGUAGGAGUGAGUUGGCGGGCGGCAGCAGUAAUGGCGCUAGCGGAGUGGGGAGUGUUGCGGCAUUGUCGACCAGCCGGCAAAGUCUGACCUCAACACGUGAGAAGAUCUCACCACAAUUUUCCAUACGUGAUAUGACGGCGAUGUUUGAGUCACGUUCACAAAAUUCGUAAUAAUAAUAAGUUGAAAACGUUAAACGUAUAUUACUUUAUGUCAUAGCUACACAUGCAUACAUACAUACAUUCAAUAUAAUAUUAUACAUAAAAAAGAACGUAACUACAUACACACCUCUUCGAACUAGGUCUUUACUAGAAUACAAGAACAACAUAACAAUCAUGCUACACCAUGUAGCACAUAAAUAUUGAACUUGAAAACAAAAACAUAUAUGAAGAACUGUGAGUGUGCGCGCAUGUAAUUUGCAAAAAAAAUUAUGAUUGUAAUUAAAAAGGUUUCUUUUUUUUGCGUAAUACUAAAGGGUGAAGAAAGAAGAGCAAGAAGUUGUAUGUAAUCAAAUAUGAUGGCUUGAAAACCAUUUAUACCACAUUAUUUCUAGCCAAAUUUACUUUGACAAAGCAACAAAAGCUAAAAACAAAAAAAUAAAUUGCAAAAUUG
Anastrepha ludens (Mexican fruit fly) is the source of this 7548-nucleotide messenger RNA. It is a transcript of the gene CdGAPr, whose product is annotated as GTPase-activating protein CdGAPr. Gene Ontology annotation, molecular function: protein binding; GTPase activator activity. The coding region runs from base 252 to 7109 and encodes 2285 amino acids. The record is from RefSeq and is a predicted model, not a curated record. The transcript has 6 exons. NCBI's taxonomy places the organism in Eukaryota, Metazoa, Arthropoda, Insecta, Diptera, Tephritidae. Gene Ontology annotation, biological process: small GTPase-mediated signal transduction.